This is a messenger RNA of Ixodes scapularis (black-legged tick), 11800 nucleotides long. Its product is annotated as pericentrin. The transcript has 43 exons. Gene Ontology annotation, biological process: signal transduction. Lineage: Eukaryota; Metazoa; Arthropoda; Arachnida; Ixodida; Ixodidae. Gene Ontology annotation, molecular function: molecular adaptor activity. The record is from RefSeq and is a predicted model, not a curated record. The coding region runs from base 131 to 11170 and encodes 3679 amino acids.
UCGAAAAACUAUGGCCGCGGCCUAAUAUUUUAGAGGUCCAAUGCGCCGAUAGUAGGCGACAAAUUGUGAUUAUUUUGCGAUGGACAUGCCUCUGUGUCUUCGCCCGUGUGUGCAGUGACGAUGGACUAAAAUGGAGGAGGAACGCCAGAAGAAACUAAAGGCCGGACAAGAAAUGUUCGCCGAGAAGCGGAAGCGACUCCAGCGGCGCUCCCAGCAACAGCUGCCGUCGCCGGUCGCCGAGGGAGCUUCGCUGACGCCGUCGGCGGACGACGUUCAGGGCGACGGAGGAGGGCCCGGCCACCGGGGCGCCUCGACGCCGACCCUGUCGCUCAGUCCCACCAGCGACGCCAACGUGUCUCAGCCUGCAUCGAGCGAGAGCGUGAGCUUCAACACUAGUCAGUCCAGUGCUGCAUCUUCUGCCUCACCCAAUUACUGCCAAAAGCCUGCUUCGAAUGAGAGCAUCAGCAAUGGGAUGGAUGCUGGCCUGAACAACAGCUAUGGCAGCUCGGAGGUUUCUUUCUCGUCAGACCUGCCCAAAAAGGACCGAAUGCCAUCGGCCAAAUCAAGCGAUACCUCCGUCAAUGAAGCACUUAGCAAGCACAAAAGGAAGAUCGGCGAGAUGCAGCGGGAGCUGGCCCGGCGGGAGGACCUGAUCCGCCUGCUGUCGGGGCGCCUGGAGGAGGCACUGCGCAGCCGGGAGCAGGUGCAGAGGGAGGCGUCGGUGCAGGAGCAACAGCUGGCCACUGAGAUCUCGUCCCUCAAGCUGGAGCUCACCACGUGUAUGCAGCUACUCGCGGGGCAGCAGACGGCCACGGGGGGCACGGCCACGGACGAGCAGGUGGCGUCAUUGCAGCAGGCACUUCAGUGUCGAGACGAGCAGGUGGCACAGCUUCAGCAACAGUUGGAAGCUCAGGAACAGCAGAUCACGGUCCUGCAGGACAUCCGGGCAGACCUCCUGGGCCGCCUGACCACAGUGCCUGUCUCCACAGAGCAGAGCAACCUCUCUCAUGGCAGCGAGCAUCUCGAAGGAAAUAGCCACAGUCGCACCGACCUGUCCAGAGACGCGCCCCAGCUUCCGUCGGACGUCAGCUGCAGAGGCGAUGCACCGUCGGGGCUCGGUCCGCUCUAUCUCGACCUCGGCGGUGGAACCGUGAACCACUCAAGUCCCGAACCGGCGUUCCGCCAUCCAGACACGCUCCAAGAACUGCCGUCGCCAUUCCUCUCCCCGAUCCGAAAGUCGGAGAAGGUGGAAGACUGGCAACACGCCGACGAAAACCUGCUCCUUGGCUGCAAGGAGAUCAUCUGCAGGCAGCUCUCUGACUGGAUCACUGCCCGAUCCCUGUCUGUCGACAACUAUCGGGACAUCGUCGCAGUCUUCAAUGACAUCAAGCAGUUUGCGGUGCGGGGGCUCCACUACUGCGCCGCAUGCGAGAGCGCUGGCGUUGCCGCCCUCGACCCGUCCAGCUUGCUCAAUGAGGUGGCCGCGCUCCAGUUCAAGGUCGCCCAGCUGGAAGAAGAGGUGCGCAAGUCAGCAGAUGAGGUCGAGAGUGUGAGGAUCGAGAACGCAUCCCUGCGAAAAGGGUCGCUGGAAGCGGAGGAGGCACUCAAGGUGCUCCGACGCGAGCACAGUCUGGUGGACAGCCUCAGCUGCAUCAAGGAGAGCGAGUACAAACGUGCCAAGGAAGAGGUGGAGGGGGAGAGCCUACUGGAGGUGUACGAGCUGCAGACGGAGUGCAUUCGGCUGGAGCAGGAGAAGAAGGCGCUGCAACAGCGGACGCGCCUCUUGUCCGGCAGCGAUCGGUCACCCACCAUUUCGCCCGUUCCUCCCCUGCUGCCCACUGACAGGGUCCGUCACAACUCUGCGGUUCAGACGGAUGCAGUUCAAGAGCUGCCGCUUGCACCGUCUCCGCUCGUAGACGCAGCAGAGGCUGCCAUCGGCAAAGUGGUAGAUGAGAAGUCAGUUAGCAAAGCGGUAGACGAGAAGUUGUCAAUGCAGUCAGAUGCAAAGCUGAUGGCAGCCGAACUCGAGCAUGCUCUCAACGAGCUGCGGAGGCUGGGAGAAGAGAAGGGAGCGUACGACGCGCUUGUCGUCGAGAACGUCCGCAUCUCGGCGGAGAAGGAGAGGGCAGAGAACGACCUGGCAAUUGUGGAGGAGCGGCUGAAGGGUGCAGAGGAUCUCAUCGAGAAGCUGAGGCAUGAGCUAGACGUGGAGCACAGUGGCCUCGAAGUGCUUGUGGCACGAACGGAGGAGCUUCUUGGUGGUGGCGACGCAAUGAGCGACGAGCGGCGAACCUUGCUCGAGAACCAGAGCCUCAAAUGCCAGGUGGCACUCUUGAGUGGCAAGCUUGAAAGGGAGCAGGACUUCUCAUCGGCGCUCAAGAGCCACGUGCAGUGCCUCGUGUCGAGGGACAAGGUCUUGCAGAAGACCGUCAAGGACCUCACCAACCGUCUGCUGAGCAGCGGAGAGAAGCUCAGGAAGUCGCUGGAGAAGUGCAGGGAGACUAACCUGGCUCUCAUGAAGUCGUCGGCUCAAGCAGAGUGCCUAGAGGCAGAACUCAAAAGGUUGAAGGAGGGUCUGCUAGGUUCCUCUUUCGCUUCAAAAGAGGAUCACGGGGAAGGGCCUUUCGAAAGCAAAGGGGUGCCAGGCCCUUUCGACGAGAAAACACCGGUGUGUGAACAUGGCGACUCUUUCGCAUCUUACCCGAACAGUUAUAACUUGGAAGGUUCUGUGCAAGAAGCGUGCAGCGUGGAACUGGUUGAUCGGCUUCGAGUUGAGCUCGACGUCAAAGAGAUGCAGCUAAGGAGUCAAGAGUUGGAGCUGCGGUCACUGCAGCAGUUGGAGCUGUGUGAUUUGCGGGUGCAGUUGCACCGAGAGCACUGCCUGCGCCUGGCAGACGUGCUGUCCUCUGUGAGGGCCUCCUGCCACCAGGAGCUGGUGGCCUUCCAGCGGUCUGCUUCCAGGAACGCCGCUCUGGAAGCACUCAAAUUGAAGGAGAGCCAUCAAGGCGACAUUGCAGCACUCAAACGACAGCACAAGGAGCAGCUGGAGCAGCUGAGGAGCAGACUGCAUGCUCCGGAGGUCCCGGCCCUGGGAAAGGAGGAAGAGGUGCUGGAGGAGCUGAGGCUGAGGCAGCAGCGCGACUACGAGCAGCUGCUUCCUCGGCUGGACCCUGAGCUCCAAGUUCAGCUCCAGGGGCUGGUGGCCCUCACCCUCAAGAUACACCACGUGGAGACCGAGCAGGCCAUGGCCAGGACCCAGGAAAGGAUGACAAGCGAAAAGAACCGUCUGGUGGACCUGCUUUCGACCUGUAACCAGGUGGACCGGGAAGCGCUGGAAGCUAAAUUGGAGCACGACCAAAAGUUGGCCCUCAGGGACCAGUACCAGGCAUUCCUGGAUACCCAGGAGAGGUCUAUGACGGGGACCGUGGAAGCUGUUGAAGAGCCGCCGGCAUUUGGGAGCCUCCUGGAGAGUGACCAUACAGUGGAGGGGCUGUUGGCUUUGCUAAGGGACCGACUCAACAAGCAGUUCUACACCAGCAUCAGCAAACUGAGCGGUGAAUGGAGAGACAAGUACAUGUCCGUCUUCAUGUCGGAAACCGACCCGCAAGAAUCGCCUGCAGAGAACAUGUCCCAUGAAGUGAUUCAGGGCUUGAAGAAGCAUCUCGAGUGUGCCAGUGAGGCAGAGCAGCUGAUCAACUCUUUUCACAACCUGAGCGACGGCAUGCGCAAGGAGAUCCUGUCGACUUUGGAAGAAACUCUGCGCCUCUACCACAAGCUCUCGAAAGAGACCAACGCAGCAUCUGAGUUGGAGCGCUAUCGAAGCCUCUAUGAGCAGCUGUCUUCCGGCGCACCCCUUGACCUGGAGUCCUUGCAUCAGAAGCAAGACCUGCAACUGAAGACCCUGAGAGCGAGUCUAGAAGAACGCUUCUCUCAAGAGAAGACACUCCUGCUCUCGGAACAGGUCACAAGGACAAAGGAGCUGUUGAAUCGUCACGAAGCGGACCUGAAGGCAGCUGAAGAAUCCGCGGAAGCACGGAUGGCUGCAGAGCGUCGUAGGUGGAUGGAGGAGCUGGACGUGCUCCGCAGCUGCUUCCUCGAAAAGGAAGAAGAGGGCAGGAAGCGCGAGGCCAAGAUGGCAGACGACAUGGCAGCCAUCGUCAACAGGCAUGGCGAGGAGCUGCAAAAGAGAGACGCCAAGAUGGCAGACGACGUGGCGGCCAUUGCUGACAGGCACAAUGAGGAGUUGCAGAAGCUGUGUGCGGCGUUGGAGGAAGAGCGGCAAAAGGCAGAAUCGUUGCGAGACGCCUUGGGUGUCAUCGAGCACGAACGUGAGCAACUGGCUUCUCUCACAGAGGACAUUCAGACGAGUUCGGGUGAGGAAGACUUUGUGGCGAUUGUUCAAAGCGUGCUGGAAGAGAACAAGAAACUGAAAGAUGAUGUGAAGUCAGUUCGGGCUGAGUACGAAGGUAGAGCGCUGAAGAUUCAGCAAAGAGUGGACGAGGUUGAGGCGCAGUACAAGCAGAAAGUCGAAGAGUUGGUGCUGGCACAAUCGCGUCAGGAGGAGGUUUUGAAGGCAAAGGACGAGGACAUGCAGCUGCUGAGGCAUGAGCUUGAGCAUUACGCAGAUUCCGUGGAGGCGUUGAAGCAGGAACACGAGGCUCAGUUGCAAGAGUUGAAAGAGAGGUUACGAGCCGAGUACGCCGAGCUUGCAGGCUCGCUGAAUGUAGAAGGUAGCGACAUCGGGUCAUUGAAGGACGCACUCCACACUGCGAUAGAGAGUGUGAGGUGCGACCACGAGACGGAGAUACGGCAGAUCAGGCGUAACCUCGACACCGAGCACAACCUCAUUGCAAACUCCAUCAUGGCACAGUAUGACCUUGACCUGGAGGCACUAAAGAACCGGUACGAAGGUCAGCUCAGUGCCUUGAGGGAGCAGCACUCAGCGGAGCUGCAGAGGCUCGCUUCAGAACGUGUGUGCGCGGUCGAUGAGCUUAGCACAAAGCACGCCAUGGACAUGCAGCAGCUGAAGCUUGACCUGGAGGGGUACUACAACGAAGUGGUGGCAUCUCUAAGAAAGGAGGGUGCUGCGAAGGUGAAGGAACUUGAGGAGAGGCUGCAGAAUGGGGGAGGGCAGAAGGCCGUGACAACAUGUGAUAGAGAGACCGAAACGUCGGAGGCAGAAAUCGCGUCUGUUGGGGAAGUGACCUCGGCAGGGGAUGCCAACGAGAAAGAAGGCCGCAAGGUUUUGAAUGUGGCAGAUCCGAAGUGGGACGUCGAGGACUCGAUAAAUGUCAGGAGCAGUGCCAAGGAGGUUUCCCCAGAAUGGUCGGAUGUGUCCGUUGAAGACAUCCUGUACGAACGCACCGAGCUCACACGAAGGAUUCGGAGCCUCACUGCUGUUGUUGACCAACUGCAGGCCGAGAACAGAGACCUCAAAGAGCAGCUCAACAAGGCCAACGAACUCUCCGUGAAAGAAGCGAGGGCAUCGUCACGAUCACCCAGGGAGUGGCUUGCAGGCUCAGGGCUGACAGCCAAUGAGAUUCAGUCUUGGCAGCUGCACACAGCGCAGACCAACACGCGUCUGCUGAAUGUGCUGUCUGACCUGGUGAAGACCUAUGUGGACACAGAGCAGGACAUCCAGGAUGCACUGGCACAGCUGGGGCUAUCCCGGGUGGACUCUCCCGACUCUACUGCUGUGCUCGACGAAGACUACUCCAGCCUCGGCGCCGUGAGCAGCCAGACCCACGGGUCCAAGGAGGACUUUGCUGAGGGCUUCCUGUCGGAGCUGUGCGAGGACGGCCCAGAUCUGACCCCCCGGACGUGGGACAUGUUUGCCUCGGCCAUCGGGAUGCAGGAGACAGCAGAGAUGGAGGGGGAGGACGUCGUGCUGGGGGCGAGCCGCCGCCUGCGCACGGCCGUAGACCGCGUGCUGAAGUUGCUGGGGGAGGUGGCGGAGCACCGGGGGGAGGACUUCCGCAGCCUGGUGCAACGCAACAGAGACCUCUGCCAGGAGCUUCGGCAGGAGAGCCAGCUGCACAACCAGCUUUGCAUGGACCUCAUCAAUGCACAGGGGACGGUGCGCAGCCUUGAGCUUGAGAAGCAGAAGCUGGAGGAGACGGUGUUUGCGCUGGAAGAGAGCAGGACCCAGCUGGAGCGGGAGCUGAGGUUUGCCAAGGCCAAGGUCCAGCGGCUGGAGGACGCCCAGGACGACCUGGCCGAGGAGCGGCUGCUGCUCAGGGAGCAGCGCAGCCUCCUCCAGGAAGGCCUGCAGGAGCCACAGCUCAGACUCUUAGAGGAGCACACACGGCUGAGUGAAGAGAAGCGGCAGUUGCAGCGCAGCCAGGACCAAGAGAAGCAGGGGCUGCUGUGCCGCGUCGGGGAGCUGGAGGCAGCCCUGGAGGAGGCCUGCCUGCAGCGGGAGGAGGUGCUCGAGAUGCGCAGGCAGGAGCUGGCCGACCUCCAGGCGCAGAUUGACGCCAUGGACAAGCAGCUGCUCUCGCACAAGAAGUUCAUUGAGGAGCAGACUCAUGAGCGUGAGCAGGAGCGAGAGGAGUCUGCCCAGGAGAUCUGCCAGCUGCAGGAGGCCCUCAGGGACAAGGAGAAGAUUCAGAACUGCGAGCAGAGGCUCUCAAAGGAGAUUGAGUGCCUAGAGCAGCAACUGAAGAUGCGGCUGGAAGACCACGCCUUGGUGCAGCGCAAGCGGGAUCAGCUGGAGGAUGAAGUGCGCUCAAGGGACGACAAGAUCCAUGACCUCCGAGACAUCAUCCGAGACCUUGAGUCGGAACUGGCUACCAGGUCGCGUGCAGGGCACGAAUUGACUCAGAAGGUGUCCAGCCUGCAGGAGGCACUAGCCGAAGCGGAAAGAGCGCAGGCUGCUACCCAGUCCGAGCUGGAACGGAUGAAGGGAGGCAGCCUGGCCCACCCCGACCUACACCGCCACGUGCAGCAGCUCGAAGAGCAGCUCGAGUCCCGCUCUCUGGAGCUCGAGAAGAUGGCCCAGUUCCAGUCCCUGCUGCUGGAGUUCAGGACACAGGUGCGCUCCCUGGAAGACAAGGUCCAGAGCAAGAUCGCGCAGCACCAGGACCUGCACGUCUCCCAGCGUAAAUUCCUGGAGGCCCCUGGCCCCCUGCUGGGGCCCGGCCGGGACGGGGCCCUGUUGGGCACCAGCGAGGAAGGGGAGGGCCCCAGGCCCCUGUCGGCAGACGACAUCCGGGACCUGUCCCCCAGCGCCCUCCAGUGGCAGGAGCUGAGGGGUUUGGAGGAAAAGGUGGACACCCUGUCAAGGGCGGCAGAGGAGCUCUUCCGCGAGCGGAACAGCCUCCGCGACCAGCUCAGGGCAGCAGCGAGGGAGAGGGAGGAACUGGAGCAGGAGCGUCAGACGCUCCAGGAGCACAGUCAGCGCCAGCUGCUCCAAAUGUCUGCACUGAAAGCACACGUGGAAGACUGCCGCCUAGGGCUGUCCCCCGCCGUUGAGAAUGGAGGCCCCGUUGUGAAGCAGCUCCGGCAGCUCAGGCACGACCUGCUCAUCGAGAAGGAGGCCCGCGAGGACGCCGAACAGAAGCUGCAGCUCAGCAAUGAUCAGGUGUCCCACCUGCAGAGAAAACUGAGCGCUCAGUCGGAGAGGGCGGCCAGGCAGCGCGAGGCGGUCAGGCCGUGUCGGCACGUGGCCACACUCACCAGUGAUCACAGGGAAGCCCAUAAGCACCAGGCUACAUCGACCUCGACGGGAGUGGAGACGGAGUUGACGCUGGAACAGGUGGGCAGGCUGGAGGAAGCCCUCUCCAAAGUGGACCAGCUCCGCGAGGAAGCCAGGGAGACAACCGCGGAAUUGGAGGACCUCCGGGCCACGUGCAAGAUCCACAAGAACGACAUCGAGAGCCUAAACGCAGCCCAGGACCAGAGGCUAACAGGAGCUGCAAAGACUGCCGCUGCGGAAGGGGCAAAGCUGGCAGAGGACUUUGAGGAGGUGCACAGCAUCCUAGAGGAGAGGGAGCAGGAAAUCCUCGAGCUGCAGCAGGAGGCAGAAACGCAGGUGGUGCUGGAGGCAGAGGUGCAAUCCCUGAGGGACUCCCUGGCACAGUGCCGGCAGGCGCACGCCGAGGAGUUGGCAAUGCUGCAGCGGGAGCUUCAGCGCUGCCAGCAGGCCCACGAGGCGGACGUGCACAGGCUGCACCAGCACAUGGAGGAGGCGCAGUGCCUGCACGCGCAGGUGCAGGAGACACUCCGGCAGGAGGUUGUGGCCCUCAGGGACCACCUGCUCGAAAGCAUGCCUCGAGACGAAGCCACCGCAGCAUUGAACAAGGCAGUCGCCGUCGAGCGAGAGAAUCAGCAGACAAAGCACCACGAGGAGAUCCGUCUGCUCGAGGAGACGUGGAGCGGCCGGCUGGAUGCGGAGCGACAGCGCCUCCAGCGCGAACAACUCCAGAAGCAGACGGACCUGGAACGCAAGUACCAACAGCACGCCCGGGCGCACUCGUGGAACAGGACCGACUUCGAGAAAGAGAUGGCCGCCCAGUUAGAGCAUGAGAUGGCAGCGCUCAACGUGCAGCACCAGGACGCGAUGGAGGGUGCCCGCCGACACUGGGAUGAAGAGAAGCGAGCGCUACGCGUGGCACACGCCGAAGAACUGCAGCGUUGCCUUGAGCAGCUGAGAGCAUCGCUGGCGAAGGCCCACCAGGAGGAAGUUGCGGAGCUGAAGCGGCGGAUGCGGGACGCUGCCAAGCAGCACGAAGCCGAGAUGCAGCGUGCGGCCAAAAGUUGGGAAGAACGGAUCAGGGAAGAGCGGCGCACGGCCAACGAAGGUACAAGGGGCCACCCGGACGCGGAGCUGGCGGAACUCUGGAGCCGCGGCGAUGUCCGCGAGUUCCUGGGACGCCGCGUGAACGAGGAAGUGUCACGACUGCAGCAGCUGCACGUGCACGAAGUGGCCGUGCUGAGGAAAGCGCUGGAGAAGCGGGAGGCCGACGCGGGAGUUGAAGCGACCAGUUUGAGGCUGGAACAGGAGCACACGACUGAGGUGGCCAGGCUCCGGAGCGAAAUGGCCGAGAUGCUGAGGGAAGAAGAGCAGGCGCUGAAUGCGAAGGCGGCCCAGCACAUGGCCGCGGCCGAAGCCGAGUUCCGUCUGGAGAAGGAGCGACUGGUGGAGAAGCACAGCGAAGAGAUGAGGCAGUUGCAGGCGGAGUUUGAGCGGGAGAGUUCGGCUCGGGAUGCCGCGCAUCGAGAGCAGCUGCAGAGGGUCGAGACGAACGUGAAGGGCAUUCUGGAGGCCGAGAGGGGCAGUGCCAGGCUGCAGCGAGAGCAGCUGGUCUGGAAGCUGCAAGGUCAGCAUGCCGACGAGGUGAAGGCUCUCAGGUGCGCACAUCAGCAGGAACUGGCCUCUGUCAAGGACGAACUGGACCGGGCGAAGCUGAAGCUACGGGCGCGCAAGAUCUCCGCCCUGGUACAGUCUCGUGGCGGCACACCGGUCUCGGACAACGGCAGCAGCAGUGUCGGAUCAGGCGGCACGCUCGAGGACAGAGGCUCCCAGGACUCUGUGCUCUCGCCUCCUCUGCGCAACCUGCUCAACAAGAUCUACCGCGACCAACUCCAUGUGCUCUCUAUGACGGAGCGCCAACUCCUCCAACGCCAUCUGACACCCUCUCCCGAGCGCCACAAUGCACCGGAGACCGCUGCCCCCGCCAACGGUGCUGUCCCCACGACGACCAUGGAGACACAGCACCUGCAUCAGCAGCUGCUGAGGGAGCGCGCUCAGCACAUGCAGAUGGUGAAGGAGCUUCAGCAGGAGAUUGCCCUGCACAGGGAACAGGCGGGUCAGAAGGAACGCAAGCUCAGGGACAGAGGUGAGUCCCAAGAGGGACAGCUGAGGCUGGAACGAGCGCGGUCGGAGGAACUUCAGCGCUGCCUGGACACCGAGGUCUCAAAGAGCCUGGAGCUGCUCUCUCAGCUGAACUCCCAGCGCUCUUCAGCGAUGGAGCUCGAGAUGGCGCUGGCCAGCUCCAGGUCCGACCUGAUGGACGCCCGGAGGAAGAUUUUGGCUGCCAAGCAGGAUGCCCUGCACUUCAAGGGCCUGUAUGAGGUGGAAAAGGAGAAGGCCCAGAGCAUGCUGAUGGCCCUGAAUGCAGAACGGGCACACUUCAACCAGCAGCAGGCCACCGCAGAGCUGGAGCGGCGGAGGACGGCCAUCAACCACGAGCGGGACCUCCGGAUCAUCAAGGACCUGAAAAGCUCCGUGUUCAAGCACUCUGUCACUGCAAGCCCCUUCACCGCUUCUCAUUCGUGGGCCCCAAGCGAAGUAGAAAGGCUGAGAGGUGGCGACCUCACCAAUGCUGUGACUCUCGACGGCAGCAGUGCGGUACCAACAAUGGAAUCCGCUGACAUUCAUGUGGACCACCGCAAGUGUGCCGAGGAGAGGCUAGCCCUGAGCCAGUCCCUGCUCAAGGCAGAGGAGGAGAUCUCUAGGCUGCGCGAGCUCGCCCUCUCUGCCAUGGAUAGCGGCAGGGGGGACAGCGGCAUGUCCCCCAUCGUCUGCAAACUGCUGCACAAGCUGUACUGGAAGUACCGCAAGACGGACAGCCUUCGCAAAGGCCUCGCCUACCAGAAGCAGUACCUGCUGGGGCUGCUGCAGGGCUUCCAGGCCACCGAGGAGCUGGCGCUGCGCAUGAUGGGACGGGGACGCACGCACCGCCGCCACCCACCGGAGGACGAGACCCUGCCACACCCGGUCGCGGAGGAGGGCGCCACCUGCUCACAAUCAUCCGGCUCGUGGCGGUCGCCCCGGUUUCGGUUCCGUUCAGCCGUGCUGCUGGUGGUGGCGCUGCAUCGCAUGCGGCACCUGGUGCACAAGUGGCGCCUGGCAACGUGCAUCCCGCCGGUGCCGGUGUUGCUGCACAAGGUGGAGCUGGCAGUGCGCACUGUGCCCAUGGCGCUGCAGUGGAGGGGAGGUGCCUCCGGGUCGGGGUUCUCGUUGGGCACUGCCCAAUCUUCCCAGUCGUCAGUGCACUCGAGCGGCGCCAGCUACCAGGGGACCCCCGGUGCCGCAGCACUGCCCAGGAGGACCGCCGCCCCGCUCUUUAGAAACCCAAGUUCUGCAUUGUCUCACCAAACAGACAUGAAGGAGUAUGUUGUGAGGCUAGAGAGCCUGCACAAACAGUUUGGACUCAGUGACCAGUGACCGGUUGAUGACAUGCCAAAAAGCUAAUUUAUAGAAUAAAUCGGCUCAUCGAAUUAUUCUGUAGAUACUGACGACGCAGGGAUGUCGGCGAGUGUCGAAGGGCAUAUAGGUAUAUUUUUUGCAACAUUUUUUUACGUUGAGUGCCGAGGGCACUAGAUUGCUACUGCUAGUAUUUUUCUUUUUAUAAAUUUAGGAGAGUUGUCUUUUUUACAAAUUCUGCGAGGUUUUCAUCGGUGUUUGUGCCUUGUGGGAAAGUAGCUUUGUAAGUCGUGCCUUACGUCUCGUCUGCUUUGUAUUUGCUCGAGAAUGAAUGUUAGUAUGUGUACAUAGCCACCAGCUGCCUUGGUGCAAAAACAUGUGCAUAAGCAUUGUUUGUGCUGAGGUAUGCGAUGUACCUGUCGCAAAUCCUCUGCCGCCGCUGGAGGGGGUCUUGUUCAUAUCACGAAAGCAUGUAGUAGUACUUUUUUUUUAUCACUGUUCGUUGGUUUUUACAUUGACAGCUGCCUUACAGAUAGUUAGGUCGACAUUUUACAGAUGUGCAAAGAUUUUUUUUAGUCUUGCCUCUACAAAUGGAGGAUGGGAACCUUUAUUUUGCCACGGAAUAAAUGUACAUAUACUAUCUUGGUUUUU